This is a messenger RNA of Suillus subalutaceus, 1764 nucleotides long. RefSeq names its product WD40-repeat-containing domain protein. The transcript has 8 exons. Gene Ontology annotation, molecular function: protein binding. NCBI's taxonomy places the organism in Eukaryota, Fungi, Basidiomycota, Agaricomycetes, Boletales, Suillaceae. The coding region runs from base 1 to 1764 and encodes 587 amino acids. The record is from RefSeq and is a predicted model, not a curated record.
AUGUCUUACUCCACCAGUAAGACGCCAGCAGUAAUGCCAUGCAGGAUGAUGCAAGGCCAUACUCGCUGGGUAAAUGGCGUUAUGCAUCUGCACGGUGGAGGUCACAUCAUCACAUGUUCUACGGACGGCUCACUCCGACUAUGGGGCCUAGAGAGCGGUACACAGAUAGGAGAGGACUGGCAAGAUGAGGGGGACAAUGCAGGAGUGUGGUCCAUGGCAUUAUCUCCAAAUGGCGAGACAAUUGCAAGUGGACACGAUAAUGGGGAAGUGAGGUUAUGGAACAUUGAGACGAGGAGGGUUAUCACCAGAUGGACAGGACGCAGCAACGUUGUGUGGUCAUUGUGCUGGAGUGCAGAUGGUAACCAAGUACUGAGCGGAUCCCGGGAUGGGACGGUAAGAAUCUGGGAUGUCAAGAGCGGCAAGACUGUCCUGACAAUUAAAACCGGGCACAAGUGGAUGAAUGCAGCUGUGAUAUACCCACCUGAUGCAACAAAAAUUGCGACCGGUGGAGACGACAAGGAUGGAGUCAAAAUCUGGGAUGCAAAGACAGGCAAACUGUUCAAGACGCUCAUAAGUGGCCAGAUAUUCGACACAACCACUUGGGAGGAGAUCGUCGUCCUGGAGGGUCACACAGACUGGGUCAAUGCCACCUCCUUGUCUGGAAACGGACACAUCCUUGCAAGUGCAUCUGUUGACAAAACAGUGUGUCUAUGGAACCUCGACACCAACCGCCAAGUCGUACCCCUCGAGCACGAAGAUGUUGUGCGCUGUGUAGCCCUUUCUCUUGAUGGAAAGGUGCUAGUCACUGUUUGCCCAAACGGCAAUGUGUACACAUGGGACAUCCAUGCCAUUCUCAAAGUGCUGGCCACUGGUACCAACAUUGCACCAAAAUACAUACUUGAACAGAAGGCAUCUCAAGACGAUAAGUGCACCCCCCGCUCUUCGAUCAGUAACAAGUCAUUUUUGGAAGCUGAUGCCACACGAUGUCACGACGAGUUCGGCGGUGUUGAUGAACUCUCACCAAGGUUUUUUGACGGCAUGGAAGCCGAUGUCGAUUCCUCCCCAACGGGUAGUACCCACCCUCACUCCUCUGCAACUCCUCUCCUCGUUCGCAUUUUCUUGCUCCUCAACCGCUUUCGAUUCAACAAGGCUGAAGUGACAGAACUUCCGCAACCCUCAACGCCUUCGGGGUUACAUCUACGGGUGCUUUUUGCUCGCCUGUUCUCACUCGUUCACCGUUCACCACCUGAAAAUGAUGCAGCAACCGAACUUCAGCAAUCCUCCACGCCUUCGCAGUUAGAUCCACAUGUGCUCCUCAUUCGCCUGUCCUCACUUUGGCCCCGCCACCGACUCAAUACCGACGAAGAAACCGAACCUCACCCCAUGACACCUUCAGAAAUUGAACUCUCGCAAUAUACAAGGCGUCCCCAUGUUGUCGAAGUGGCUGCAGUGCGGGACAGGGAGGUUAUAUUUACUGCUCCACCACUGCCACAAAAAACACAUCAGCAAACCCAAUCGGACACCCAGGGACAUGCGCAUUCUCUACCGGUUCGAAUGUUGGCUCAUCUCGUGCUUUUUCUCUGUUGCGCAUCUCCUCAACACGCCGACACCAAUACACAAUCAACACAGCAGCAUGGCCAACCGCAAGGCCAAGUCCAGGCCCAGGUGUCAUCAUCGCAGACUUGGCCUGCUACCCCCUUGGCGUCUGCGACACCUCCUGCUCCUGCUGUUAGUACUGCUGCGCCAGGUGCAGCAAGUGCGUAG